AAUUAUUCGGGGUAUAAAGCUUCACUACUCUUUACUUUUCUGUGUAUAUUUUUUUUUCCCUUUUAGUCUUGACUUCCAAUGAAUAGAGCUUUUAAACAUAUAAUACCUACUUCACGUCAAGUACUACAAAGCAAUAACUAUUAUACCUCAUGUUUUAUUCUCUCAAAAACAUUAACAAAUUCAGCUAGAACUGCUAUUACCAGCCAAAAAAGACUGCUUUCACAAUCUAUCGUUCGUCCUAUUUCUUUUAAAGGAAUUUUUAAAAGCAAUGAAAUAGAAGAUAACAAAGAACUUAUACUCGAAAAAGAUGAUUUAUUUCAUGUGCUUUCUAAAUCACCGCUACCAGAAAUGAGGGAUAGAGCUGCCAUUAUUAACAAGUAUGGCGUAUGCCCUGUUUGUUGUGAAGUACAUGGAGAACAAGCACAUUCCAAACAUCCCGUUUUUGAUUGUCCUGAUUGUGGAUACCCUACCCAUUGUAGUGAAGAACAUUAUCAUCAAGGAAGAGCUGCACAUGAAGAAAAUUGUAAAAUUUUGCGGCAAGUCAAUGAGGAUGACCAUGACUUACGUUCAGGUAGACCCAUGCGUGAGUUUGAAUUUCCAAGCGCACAAGGAUUUGAUGAAACAGUAAGCAUGGAAAACUGGGAUAUUUUCUUUUAUACUCGUAGUUUCCCUUCUAUGGAUUCUGAUAGAUCUUUACGUCACGUCUCUAAAUUAUUAACUUAUCCAAUAACCAUUGCUUCAGUUUUACAUCAAUCAAGUCCAUAUAAAUAUGGUGAGCAUAUUACUGCUGAAGGCGCAAGAUCUAUUGCAGCUUUAAGAACAAUUCUGUAUCCUAAAAAUCAAUUAAGUAAUAGUAGUCAGCAAGAACCUCGUACAGAAACCAUCAAUAUUUAUAUUAUAGGUGCACGAGCAGAAGCUACGUUACCUUCUCAUAUAUGGCUUCAAAUGGCUUAUCUGUUCCCUGUAACACCUUUCCAUAUCCAUUUUGUGGGUCCUGAUGCAUUAGCACCUAAUCAAAAGCCUUAUACUAAAAUGAUUAACGAACGGCUUGCUUUUACCUAUGAUACCGCCAUGUAUCAUGACUAUCAUGAAACCAUUGAAAAGUUUGAUCCUUAUACUGACCUUUUCUUCCUAUUCUCUCCUGGUAUUGCUCAACCUGAUUCUCGUGAAAAUUGGAAACCAUCAAUCCAGAAGGCACUUGAAACAAAAUGCCCUAUCUUUAUGACAGGAUAUGACGAAAAUGAUAUGAAGAGUGACGUAGAGGCAGUCAAAGAAGACUAUGAAAAUGAAUUUGAUUGGGUUUUGAAGCCAAGUCAAAAUGUCUUUCGUAGCUUAAAACGUGAUGUUAAUUUAAUGGACAUAAGACAAACCAUUUUAGCGAAUUAUGGCAUUUGGGGUAUUCGUGGCAAACGAUAUGAUGUUGUUCAUGAUCCUGAAAAUAAUGAUUAAAAGGAAAAAAGAAAAGAAAGAAAGAAAAAGAUUAUUUUGUAUAUAUAUAAAAGUAUGUUAAUACUCGUAUCUAACAAAGAUAAUAAGCUUAUUUUUAUUAUUAUUUUGUAAUAAUUGACAAAAUAAGGCUAUUGACGUGUAAAGAAGUUCAUC
Molecule: messenger RNA, 1602 nt
Organism: Cokeromyces recurvatus
Lineage: Eukaryota; Fungi; Mucoromycota; Mucoromycetes; Mucorales; Mucoraceae
Product: zinc-finger of mitochondrial splicing suppressor 51-domain-containing protein
Exons: 3
Coding region: 79-1449 (456 amino acids)
Cellular component (GO): extrinsic component of mitochondrial inner membrane
Source: RefSeq, a predicted model, not a curated record